Molecule: messenger RNA, 1626 nt
Organism: Mauremys mutica (yellowpond turtle)
Lineage: Eukaryota; Metazoa; Chordata; Testudines; Geoemydidae
Gene: PSMG4
Product: proteasome assembly chaperone 4
Exons: 3
Coding region: 93-503 (136 amino acids)
Biological process (GO): proteasome assembly
Source: RefSeq, a predicted model, not a curated record
CUGGGCGCGGCAAGCGAGACGCGGGCCGGGCCUGCGCUCGGGGAUCGUUUGCUCUGGCCUGGCCGCGGCAGGCGAGGCCGGGCGGGCCACGGAUGGAGCCGCAGCAGCUGCCGGAGGCGGCGGGAUCCCCGCGCCACGCGCCGGCCGGAGCCGCCCCGGCCGGGAUCUCCCUGCACGAUUUCUGCGGGCGCGCGGGCGAGCAGCUCGUGCACUUCCACGCCAUGCGGCUGCGGGACUCGCUCUUCCUCUGGGUGGGGGCGGAGCCCGCGCUCCGCAGCCUGGCCGUGGCCAUGUGCAGCCCCCACGACUCCAUUCCAGUGUCUACAUCACUCCUGGGAGAUGCCUCUGACACCACCUCAAAUUCUCUAGCCCAGCGCCUAGCCAGGAAGACUAAAAAACAGAUCUUUGUCAGCUACAAUCUUCAGAAUACAGACAGCAGUUUCAUAUUACACAUAGAGAACAGAAUCAAGGAAGAAAUGAUGGCUUUUCCAGAGAAAUUCUAACUUUGCAGCAUUGUAAGCUACUUUGUUAAAGAAAUAAACUGACUGGAUUUCCAUAUUGACAGACAGAGUUAAUAUUUUGGCACUUUUUGGGUUUGUUUUACAAAAUUGUUUGGACCAAACUUGAAUAGAACUUAAAAAAUGUAUUUCUUCCAAACUUUGAGUUCCUCUGCUGUGUUAGAGAUGGGCUGAUGGCAGAGAAAGGGGUCUGUAGGAUAUGGGGAAGAAUGUUGUGAGUUAGCAAGAUAUUGUAAACUUGUAUAUGCAUGGAGCUUGACCUACCUGGAAAUUGUAAUCAGGGGAUGUUCUCUGGAUUUUGGUUGCACAUGUAACAUACUAUGUAUCCUAAUUAGAGCAAGAGAAAAUAAAUCUCUUCUAGUGCUUAUGUGAAAGCCUGGCAUGCUGUUGUGAAAAACCAGCAAAUUAAAUAAAAGGAAGUACAUUGACGUCACUUUCAUGAUGGGAGAAUGGCAGGAAUUUGUUCUUUCCAAAGGAGAAGGAUUUUUCCACUGAAAAGGAAAAAAAUGUUUGAUCCUAAAGUGUGCUUUCUUACUCAGUAUAUAUGCACUAUGUAACCAGAGUCGUGUCUGCUGCCGUUAGUGAUGUUUUCCUGUUAGUCGUGCAGGAUUCUGUUCCAUCUGUUACAACUCCUGCUGAAAAUGCAGGUGCAGAAAUGCACCUUCAGAGUCUAGGCGGAGUUGGUUGGACAGGUAGGAACAAAGGUCUCUCUCACAUGUAAAUUGAGCACAUUUGAUGAAGAAAUCAGUUAGAUGCAAUAGCCAUGGCCCACCACACUGCCACUUUUACACUCUUCAGAGUAGCACUUCACUUUAGAAGGGUAUUAAACAGGGGAAAAUACAGUGGGGUAGUUUGACAUUAAGGGCACUGGAAUAAGUAACUCUACCCAGGCAUUUGUAAGGGACCAGGGGAAACCUGGUACCGGUAGAAAUGAGUCUUUCUACCAGUGAUUGCUUUUAAUAUGCUGAAUGGACUGGAAAUUAGGAUUUUUUCCUCUUUCCCUUCACUGAGCCCUCUGUUAUCUCUCAAACCUUAAAUAACAGUUUCAGAUCCUUAAGUGAAAGAUGCCAUAUAUGUGCAAGCUAUUAUUAAAAGGGAGUUUUCUGAA